Octodon degus (degu) is the source of this 714-nucleotide messenger RNA. It is a transcript of the gene S100z, whose product is annotated as S100 calcium binding protein Z. Gene Ontology annotation, cellular component: cytoplasm. The coding region runs from base 130 to 429 and encodes 99 amino acids. Lineage: Eukaryota; Metazoa; Chordata; Mammalia; Rodentia; Octodontidae. The transcript has 3 exons. The record is from RefSeq and is a predicted model, not a curated record. Gene Ontology annotation, molecular function: calcium ion binding.
GAGGAAGCCCCGGGAUAGCUGCUCAGUUUCAUUGUAAACACCUGUCGGCGGAGCGGGUCCUGGCUGAACAGCAAAGGCCGUGUCCUCGCUUUGGCUGCCUGUUUCCCUGUGGUCCAGUCUGCUGCCGACAUGCCCACCCAGCUGGAGAUGGCCAUGGAUACCAUGAUUCGAAUCUUUCACUGCUACUCUUGCAAGGAAGGGGACAGAUUCAAGCUCAACAAAGGGGAACUGAAGCUGCUCCUGCAGCGCGAGCUUACAGAGUUCCUCUCGUGCCAAAAGGAUCCCCAGCUGGUUGAUAAGAUAAUGCAGGACCUGGAUGCCAAUAAGGACAACGAAGUGGAUUUCAAUGAAUUUGUGGUCAUGGUGGCAGCUCUGACGGUUGCUUGUAAUGAUUACUUUGUAGAACAAUUGAAGAAGAAAGGAAAAUAAAGAUAAAGUAGUGAGCUAAAUGAAAGGCAGAAAUACAAAGUUACUACUUACUGUCAUACUAUUCAGAUCUAUAGACAUGUUAAUAUUACUUAUACAUUUAAUAUACAUCUAAGUAAUUGCUAUAGCUGGUAUUAUUAAAUUAUGUGCACCUUAGUAUAUCGACUUUACAUAAAUAUGUCAAAUCUUAUAUGACCUGUAAAAUUUACCUAUAUUAUUAAAGAUAUUGUAUGCAUUUAUUUAACAAAGAGAAAACAUCACAAAAAUUUGGUUGCUUUCAAAUCUAGA